Symbiodinium pilosum is the source of this 579-nucleotide messenger RNA. The record is from the annotation of a GenBank genome assembly. NCBI's taxonomy places the organism in Eukaryota, Dinophyceae, Suessiales, Symbiodiniaceae.
AUGAUGGAGAGUGCUGGACUGGAAGUCCAAAGCAUGGGCAGGCACCUUGAACCUGAUGCAGACGAAGACGAAGUCUCAGCCAGCAUCGGUGGAGACGGUGCUCCUCCUGAGCAUGCUGAGCCAACAGGGGCAGGUGAUGCUUGGCCACUGCAGCCAAGCACUGGACCAGACGGACUUGCUACUCCAGAUGCCCCAUCGCUUGUGGUGGAAAAUUCCAAUGUGGCAAGUCCUGUGUCGCAGCACGAGGAAAGCUCCGCUGAACUGCGAACAGAGCUUGCGCAGCUGCGAGCGAAGCUGGAAGACGCGCACGGCCAGCUCAGACAACGUGAGCGUCAGCUUGCAGACCUCUCGAAUGUCUUGGCAGACAUGGAAGCCCGGGAAGUGGCGCGUCGGGAGCAGACCCAGACUGUACGAAGCAAGGCCACGGAGGCCGUGCGCGCCGCGGAGCGCGAGAUGCAGUCGGCCCGCCGCCGCGCUGAGCAGGCGGAGGCAAGGUCGAGAGAUGCCCAGAUGCCAAGCGAUGUUGCAUGCCGCUACGGCGUUACGCAAUCUAGGUACCAUGUCAUCUUGAUGCACUAA